Molecule: messenger RNA, 5803 nt
Organism: Sander lucioperca (pikeperch)
Lineage: Eukaryota; Metazoa; Chordata; Actinopteri; Perciformes; Percidae
Gene: slc4a8
Product: solute carrier family 4 member 8
Exons: 25
Coding region: 277-3552 (1091 amino acids)
Biological process (GO): transmembrane transport; monoatomic anion transport; bicarbonate transport
Cellular component (GO): plasma membrane
Molecular function (GO): solute:inorganic anion antiporter activity; sodium:bicarbonate symporter activity; monoatomic anion transmembrane transporter activity
Source: RefSeq, a predicted model, not a curated record
AGAGGGAGGGGAGCUGGAAGCGCGGCCGGGAAAUCAUCACAACACCGGGGGUUGGGGGGGGGGGGGGACAAAAUUAUCUGUUUCACCUUUUUCCUCAUCUGGAAGAGAUGUCUAAACUCACCAUGUCUGCGGAAUCAGAAGCAGCUGCUGUUACCAACUCGUGACUGCUUCUUUACGUCCUAAGACAGCGCUGAGAGGCUGAUUAGCCCCCCGGAACUGGUGGAACUCACCUGAACACCCAGAAACACUGAGCAGGUUAACCCGAAGUCCACGAGCAUGCCCGGCGACGACCCCGAGAGCAUGCUGAGCUACCAGAGGCCAGAUGAGGAGGUGGUGGUAGACCAGGGAGGGACCAGCUCAGUACUGAACAUCCAUUAUGAAAAGGAGGAACUAGAAGGCCACAGGACUCUGUUUGUGGGGGUUCGGAUGCCCAGGCAGAGCCAUCGUCACCACAAGACCCACGGCUCCCGGCACCGCAAGAGAGACAGAAGGGCAGGAAGCAUCGCAACUCAACAGAGCGAGGAUAGUGAGACAGCCACCUCCAGUCAUGACACACCGUCCCAGCGGGUCCAGUUCAUUCUGGGCACAGAGGAGGAUGCUGAACAUGUGGCCCACGAGCUGUUCACUGAGCUGGAUGAGAUCUGUGUGAGGGAUGGCAAGGAUGCUGAGUGGAAGGAAACAGCCAGGUGGCUGAAGUUUGAGGAAGACGUGGAGGAUGGCGGGGAGAGGUGGAGCAAGCCCUAUGUCGCUACUCUCUCCCUCCACAGCCUGUUUGAGCUCCGCAGUUGCAUCAUCAAUGGCAGUGUGUUGCUUGACAUGCACGCUGACAGCAUCGAAGAGAUUGCAGACAUGGUGCUGGACCACCAGGAGGCGUCCAAUGAGCUGGACGACACCGUGAGAGUGAAGGUGCGUGAGGCUCUGCUGAAGAGACACCACCACCAGAACGAGAAGAAGAAGAACCUGAUGCCCAUGGUGCGCUCCAUCGCUGAGGGAACCCGCAAACAGUCAGAGCUCCAUCUGACAGCAGGGUCAGCCACAUCUCCCCAGCUUCCGCCAAUUACAGAACCUGCUAAGAACGGUGGGGGACAGGACAGCACCCCAGUGGACCUUAGCAAGGUGGACAUGCACUUCAUGAAGAAGAUCCCAGAGGGUGCAGAGGCCUCCAAUGUACUGGUGGGAGAACUGGACUUCCUGGAGAGGCCCAUUGUGGCCUUUGUCCGCCUCUCCCCUGCUGUGCUGCUCACCGGACUCACUGAGGUCCCCAUACCUACCAGGUUCCUCUUCAUUCUGCUGGGCCCCGAUGGAAAAGCUCAGCAAUACCAUGAAAUUGGACGCUCCAUGGCGACCAUCAUGACAGAUGAAAUCUUCCAUGAUGUAGCCUACAAGGCAAAGGACAGAAGUGACCUGCUGGCUGGGAUAGAUGAAUUUCUGGACCAGGUGACGGUCCUGCCACCAGGAGAGUGGGACCCCUCCAUCCGCAUCGAGCCACCAAAGAGUGUCCCCUCUCAGGAGAAGAGAAAGACGCCAGGAGUCCCUAAUGGCGGAUCCUUCCAGAUAGAGGAAGAACUACAUGCUGAGCACCACGGACCAGAGCUACAGAGAACUGGAAGGUUGUUUGGUGGUCUGAUACUGGACAUCAAGAGGAAAGCUCCGUUCUAUCUGAGUGACUUUAAGGACGGUCUGAGCCUCCAGUGUGUGGCCUCUUUCCUCUUCCUCUACUGUGCCUGCAUGUCUCCUGUCAUCACCUUUGGAGGACUGCUGGGGGAGGCGACAGAAGGACGCAUUAGUGCCAUAGAGUCCUUACUCGGUGCGUCUAUGACUGGAGUAGCCUACUCUGUGUUUGCUGGUCAGCCUCUCACCAUUCUAGGCAGCACAGGUCCUGUGCUGGUUUUUGAGAAAAUCCUCUUCAAGUUCUGCAAGGACUACAACCUGUCCUAUCUGUCGCUGAGGACUUGCAUCGGCCUGUGGACGGCCCUGCUGUGUUUGGUGUUGGUUGCCACUGAUGCUAGCUCGCUGGUGUGCUACAUCACUCGGUUCACAGAGGAGGCCUUUGCCGCCCUCAUCUGCCUCAUCUUCAUCUAUGAGGCCUUGGAGAAGCUCUUUUACUUGGGAGAAGUCUACCCCUUCAAUGCACACAGCGAUCUGGAUAAACUCACACUGGCGUACUGUAGGUGUACAGAGCCUGAUAACCCCAGUAAUAAAACCUUAGAACUGUGGAGUGAGAGAAACAUCACAGCCUCUGUUGUACCAUGGACCAACCUUACUGUCAAGGAGUGCAUCAGUCUGCAGGGCCACUUUGUUGGGACAGCAUGUGGCCACCAUGGCCCCUACACCCCAGAUGUUCUCUUUUGGUCUACCAUCUUGUUCUUCUCGACCUUCUUAAUGUCUGCCUUCCUCAAACAAUUCAAGACAAGUCGUUAUUUCCCCACCAAGGUGCGGUCCGUGAUCAGUGACUUUGCAGUGUUCCUUACUAUUGCUAUCAUGGUUCUGCUUGAUUAUGUCAUGGGAGUGCCUUCCCAGAAGUUAAAGGUGCCCAGCAAAUUCCAGCCCACCAGAGACGACAGAGGUUGGCUGAUCAAUCCAAUAGGACGCAACCCAUGGUGGACAGUCCUGGCUGCAACUAUUCCUGCUCUUCUCUGCACCAUCCUCAUCUUUAUGGACCAACAGAUAACUGCCGUCAUCAUCAACCGCAAAGAGCACAAACUACUGAAGGGCUGUGGGUACCACUUGGACCUGCUCAUGGUUGGGGUGAUGCUGGCGGUGUGCUCCAUCAUGGGCUUGCCCUGGUUCGUAGCAGCCACGGUGCUGUCCAUCUCUCAUGUCAACAGCCUGAAGCUGGAGUCAGAGAGCUCGGCUCCAGGAGAACAGCCUCGCUUCCUGGGCAUCAGAGAACAGAGGUUAACUGGCCUGCUCAUCUUCCUGCUCAUGGGCUGCUCUGUAUUCAUGACUGGAGCCCUGCAGUUCAUUCCUAUGCCAGUGCUGUAUGGUGUUUUCCUUUACAUGGGAGUCUCCUCAUUAAAAGGCAUCCAGUUCUUUGACCGUGUAAAGUUGUUCUGUAUGCCAGCGAAGCACCAGCCAGACUUCAUCUACCUGCGCCACGUCCCAUUGAGGAAGGUGCACUUGUUCACUCUCACGCAGCUCACCUGUCUGGUGCUGCUCUGGGUCAUCAAGCACUCACCUGCCGCCAUCGUCUUUCCCAUGAUGGUGCUGGCUCUGGUUUUCAUUCGCAAACUGCUGGACUGGUGUUUCUCCAAGCGAGAGCUAAGUUACCUGGAUGACUUGAUGCCUGAGUGGAAGAAAAAAAACCUUGAUGAUGCAUCUAAAACGAUAGAAGAGGAAUCACAGGUUAUGCUCAGCACAAAGAAGAAAGAUGCAACUGCUGUUCAGAUUCCCAUGGAGGCCAGCGAGCCUGUUCAGACCCCCAAAGCACACGACCCCAGAUGUGACCCUUCUGACAUUAAUAUAUCUGAUGAAAUGUCUAAAACCACUGUGUGGAAUUCCAUUAACUCCAAUCAAAAGGACACUUGUACUGUGGCUUCUAAGAAGGAUUGAAGGGAUCACAUUCAUAGACGAGUGAAAGGAUGUCCACAGUCCUGACAGGCUGUAGUUCUGGACCACAGGAUACUGCGAUUUGGCUGAUUUCAGCCACUUCAGUGCUUAGACAAACAAGUCUCGAAGAUUUCUACCAGCUACCUGCAACACAUAAUACUGUCCACAAACAUACAGACACAGAGAAAGUAGUACAGUACACACAGAUAGACAUACACAUUCACUGCAAUCUUUGUGAGAACUAGAAAUAUCUUUAAAAUCUUAUUUACCUACAUUUAAAGCCAGUGCUAACCUAAUCCUAACUCUACCCCCUUGACUCGAAACUAGAACCAACCUCAGCAACGUUAACCAUCUUAACCAGUUAACCAGUAGAAACCCCUGAUCUCAACCAUCACCAUCUUCUACUUUCAGGUUUCUUUUAAACCACACAGGGAAGAAAGCCCUUAGUGAUCAGUUCUGGCCUGUACACUGCCUUUGGCUUCCCGGCUUAGUUGUGAGGUUAAAGGAUGAAACUUUAAGACUUCUACAGCAGCAUUCAUCUGUGAAAAUGCAAUAGUAUCCAAUAGCUCAGUUUCAAUUAAUUUGUGUCUGAUAAUGUAAUCUAGAGACACAUCCUGGAGCAUCCACAGUGACAGUAAAUAAUGGAGGACACUGUGACAGCUGCUGGCAGCCAUGGUGAUUUCACUGAGUUAUGGGGACAUUUGCUAAUUUACACCUAAAACCCAUGCAUAUACUUAAAACUCAUUCGGAUGUUACACCUCAAACAGCCUCACAACACUGGCGGGCAUGUUGUGAAGCUGUACUUCAGUGUCACUGGUAUGUCUCCAAAAAUGUCUGCCAAAAAGUCUGGAUGGUUUGUUUUUAGCUCAUGGGGAAACAGCUGCUGUUUGUCUAUAAAUAGCGCCCAAUGUCAUUGAAAUAGCCCAUUGUAAAUUCUAUUGUAGGUUGGAUUUUUUAUUUAACUAGUGCAUUGCCCGUUCAAAAUGUGCCUGUUGGGAAUGGGCGGAUUGCUUGUCCUCCAGUAUUGCUGCUUGCAGCUUUCUCAUCUCAUUAACUUCACACUUGGCACUGUUUCCUUAGGUCCUGAGCAAUACACCUGCCAUGACAUAGUUGCAUCACAUAGCAAUGCUAGAGUAUACGCGUCAUUAGCAAAUAUGUUUUUGGUAACAGCUAGCUAUUUGGGAUCAGGCCAGAUCAUUUCUGGGAACAAAAAUCUUCAUUUCGAAAGUUACAUAAUUGAUUCUUGAAAUGUUUUAGUUUGCUACAACGUAACAUCUCCGGCCUCUCAUGGAGGUACUGUAGCGAGUGAUGGAGAGCAAGCUUUACCCAGCAUGCCGUUCAGCGGUGUAACAGUUAAUAGGGGUCCCCUCUCAAUAUACUACACGUUGGUACAUAACACACUGCUAAUACACAUGUCCCAUAGAUCUACUAAAACUAGCCAUAGCUAUAACACACACAGUUAUAAACCAGAAAUUUGACCCGUUGCCAUUUUAUUAGGUACAACUAUCUAAAACUAAUGCAGACUAAUACAACAGUCCUGCAAUAAAUCCCACCUUCAUAAAGGUUAUAAUGUUCAGUUUUUGUUGAAACUGUUUAAGAAAAGUGUUGAUCAAUCGAUAUUGAACAUACUGAUGAGAAAAUGAUCUGGUUCCUAAUCUGCUGAAUGCUGCACCAUAUUCCCCAGCUAGUUGCUAACUUUGUCACUGUUUGGUGCUGAGCAGGUAGUGAACAGUGGGUUUUAAGAGCUGUUUCGCUGAAAAAAGCUGUUGCAGCUGAAAACGACGUUAUGAGAGCGGUGAGAGUGAACUAAAACAGUAAAAGUACGGGCCAGAAAAUACAAUGAAUACAAUGAGCUAAAAUAAGCCGUAGAGUUGAUGGGAAUGGCAGAGUUGGAUGAUAAUUUAUUGUUCAUCACUACAAGCACCUGCUUUCAAUUACCAGUCAUGUGAUCCACUGGUAAUAUAAAAAUAUUAGCUGCUUUAAAGACAUUUGGUCCUCACAAAGAUAGAACACAAACACACAACAACCUCUCUACUCCCCCUUUUCACCCUUUCAUCAGAAACCCGGGUUCCGCCCCUCCACUGUACACUUAGCUGGGCUAUAUGAUGGGCUCCUUUAAACACAAACCAGGUUCUUUUUAUUAAUCUAAAUAGGUCCGUCAGUCCUCAUUCCUUAAAUCUACAAAAGCGUCUUUAUUUAAUUUUUUUUGUAAUAAUAUUUAAUGCCAUGAGUCUGUUCUUUUUCUAAUAGUGAU